This is a messenger RNA of Grosmannia clavigera kw1407, 882 nucleotides long. RefSeq names its product c2h2 finger domain containing protein. Gene Ontology annotation, cellular component: preribosome, large subunit precursor. Lineage: Eukaryota; Fungi; Ascomycota; Sordariomycetes; Ophiostomatales; Ophiostomataceae. The record is from RefSeq and is a predicted model, not a curated record. The transcript has a single exon. Gene Ontology annotation, biological process: ribosomal large subunit biogenesis. The coding region runs from base 1 to 882 and encodes 293 amino acids.
AUGGCAUCCGAUGCCGAUUUGGUUGAUCUUCACAGUAGUCCUGAUUUUGAUUCGUCGCGAUGCUUGUUUUGCAAUCAGAUGAGUGCCAGCAUUGACGACAACCUCGACCACAUGCAAAAGGCCCAUGGUCUCUUCAUCCCGAACAGGGAGCAUCUAGUAGUGGAUGUCGAGACACUUCUGGCCUACUUUGACCUGAUUAUAUCCGGUUACAUGGAGUGUCUCUACUGUGGUAGCGAGCGGAACACGGUCGAUGCGGUGCAGCAACAUAUGAGGGGAAAGGCGCAUUGCAGAUUUGACCUCGAAGGCGAAGACUCGGAAUUUCGUGAUCUGUAUGACUUCAGCUCCUACGAGCAAGACAACAUCGCCGACGGAAGUGUUGACGGGGACGUCGAUGAUACCAACAGAGCAUUGACACUACAUGCAAGGGCCUCUCCGUCAUGGCGGCCUGUCGACGACAGUCUGCGUCUGCCGUCCGGCAAGCUUGUCAUGCAGCGAACAGCCAGGCCGUUGUGGCCUCGCCAGCAGCGACUUCGUCAGGCAGGAGACAACGCAGCCGAACCGUCACAGCAGCCGGACGGCGGAUCGUGCGUUUCGACUCCGGAUCCUGUCCAGGGCGACGACAGCCCGACAGCGAUGACACGAAGCGAGAGGCGUGUGCGGGACUUUACAACGCACCAGCUCGUUCAUCUGCGCGCAGCAGACCGACAGAGUCUCGUGCACCUGUCCAUCUCGGAGCAGCGGGCCGUUCUGGCCACACAGAAGAAGCAGUUGGACAGGUCGAGGAGGACAUCUCGGGCGAUGCAGAGCCGAGUGGAGACGCUAGGGAACAAGAAUUUGAUGAUGCACUUUGUCAGCGAUGUUCCUGGACGAAAGAACGGCUGA